Messenger RNA from Cylicocyclus nassatus, 738 nucleotides. Lineage: Eukaryota; Metazoa; Nematoda; Chromadorea; Rhabditida; Strongylidae. The record is from the annotation of a GenBank genome assembly.
AUGACAAGUGACAAAACAAAAUUAAGAAUAUUAGAUUCUUUACCAGUUGUUUAUUUUGUUGAUGAAACAGAAAAUAAUGGAAGAAAGAAUUUAACAAAAAUUGCUUGGGAUAAGAAAUAUAUCAAUGCUGAAGAAUUAGCAGUUAUCGUUCCAAUCAAAGAGAAUAAGCUAUCGGAAAGGAAAAUAGAUGAUGCGAUAUUCAAUGGAGCUGGAAAACCAGCUACAUGGAGAGCAGGAUUAAUUCCUUCAAUCAUUAAUGCAGGUGCAGAAGUUAACGAAACAGGUGACUUCUAUUCAGACAUUAAUGACGCAAUGGUUAAAGUAGAAGAGUCAGGAUAUAAUGUAACAGGUGCAUUAGGUGGCGUUGGACUAAAAGGAAAAUUCAGAAUGUUAGUUGACAAAAAUGGUCAACCAAUUAAAGGAACUGAAAUUGAUUCAUUAAAUAAAACAUUUAUGGAUAAUGGAGCAUGGGACAAAACAAAAUCAACAAUGAUAGUUGGAGAUUUUUCACAAGCCGUAUAUUCAAUUAGACAAGAUAUUACAUACAAAAUAUUAGAUCAAGCAACUAUUCAAGAUCCAACAACAGGAGAGAUUCUAUAUAAUUUAGCACAAGAUGAUAUGGUAGCAUUAAGAGUAGUUAUCAGAUUAGGAUGGGAGAUCCCAAAUCCUGUAAAUGCUGAGAAUGAUACUGCAACAAGAUUCCCAUUUGCAUCUAUCAAACCAGUAGCAAGUAUAUAA